CGGGAACAUGUCGACUCGUUCCGGCGCACGAUAAAGACGAGCGAACAAAUGCGGCGGCAGUUGAGCCCUUGCACUGCAGUCUGUAGAACUGCAGACACAACUCGAAUACGGGAAAGAACCGCAAGUAUAUGCGCGUCGUAUAGCGCAGCCCUGCCAGAUUUUUCGACUUCGCCCUUGUGGAGACGCUGUUCACCGAGUGCCAUUCAGUUACGGUGGCGUUACCGGAAACACUAAGGCGCAUUGAGAUCCUUAUAUCUAUAUGACCAAAGGUCAUCAGUAGAACGCGUACUACAGCGGCCGCCCCCGCACUGCACUGCACUCCAACACUUUUGGACAGCGCUGGAGCUAAACAAUGGGUGAACACUGCUAUCAAUGUGGGACCAGGAGCAAGCAGUGCAUUCGAUGCCGCCAGAAGUACUGCCGACAUGUUUCGACGCAGACUGAUGAACGUAGUUCAGAGGUCCCGUUAUCCGAGUCUCUCGAGUCCGGCGACCUUGCUGAUGUGGAGUUCUAUGUUGAAUGCGGGCAUUUCCCAGACCAGCGUGAAACCUUCAAGGCGCAUAAGAUGAUCCUGGCUUUGCGGAGUGACGUGUUCAAGGCCAUGUUUUAUGGCGACUUCGCCAAGGAGGAUCGCAUAGUCAUCACUGACUUGCACCCAGAGGGCGUCCGUGGCCUCUUGCGGUACUUCUACAGCGGCCGCCUGGAUGUGGCAAACGUGCACCAGGCCGCCUGCACCCGCACCGCUGCUUCCAAGUACCUCCUCCCGGAGCUGGAGCAGAAAUGCACCGAAUUCAUGCGCCGCUGCAUGAGGCUCGACGAUGUGUGUCCUCUCCUGGACUACCUUCUGACCAUGGGCGAAAAAGAUCUACACGCUCCCGCCGGUGACCUCAUCCGCAAGCAGAGUGCCGACGUGCUUUCCUCUUCAAAGUUCAAGUCCUCCACCGAGGCCACCGUGAAAUACGUGCUCGAACAUGUUACCAAUGUGUCGGAGGCAUCGGUGUUAAACGCCGUCUACGCCUGGACACGUGAGCAGUGCUCCAAGCGAUCCUCGGGUAACGGUAACCCGGCUAAUGUCUUUCGGUCCGUCAUGAUGCCACUCUUCCCCCAGCUGCGGUUUCUCACACUGACUGCGACGCAGUUCGUAGAAGGUCCCAGCAAGUGGGGAAUCUUUACCGACGCCGAAGCAUGGGCCAUUCUUAGCAAUAUCGUCAAAGAUCGCUCGAUGCCUAUGCCAAAGGGAUUCUGCGAGAUCCGUGAGCCCCGCGUGGCCCCCCGUUUACAUGACAGACGCCUAUAUUGACCGGGGAAAAAAUGUACUUACUAAUUCAAUUCAUUCGUAAUCUAGCGGGCAGCGCAAUAACUAGCGAUAGCAGCGCAGAAACUCUUUUCUCCCCUCGUCUUUUGCGCAAAAGGCUGCGUUCGUCUCCUACCCAACAUGCCGAAACGGUCGCCACUUUCGAUACCCACAUUCCAUAAGACUGGACAUUCGCACAUAAGUUCACAUAUUUCGUGCGGUUUCAUUCGUCCGCCGCACACAACGCUGCCAGUGCGUCUGUUGUUUCCGUCUACCUCUCUCCUUUAUUUUUCUUUCUUUUUUUGUACUCUAAAGCGUAUAUAUGAUGUACCUCUGCGCAGCAAUGCGUUUUCCUCGAAACUUUGUCGCAGGUGUCUUCCUUCUCUUGAAUGCAAGUUACACAUCUGUAACGUUUCAUCUCUUUGGAGAGUUAGAACGUAUUGUUGCACAUAUAAUUCGAAGAGCUCGAAACGUCUCUUUAUUGCAUAUGUCUAAUACAGUGCCGUGUAUGACGCAGACAACUUUUGGUUUUGCAUAGGAAACAAAUGUGUCAGAAAAGCGUACUUUUGAUACUUCGAGUGAUAAUUACCUGCCGGUCAACAACUCGCCGAACAGCGCGCUUGGAACUACAUGUUGUCAAGGGAAAAACUAGCAUAUUGAGUAUAUUUUUACGCCAACCGACGCAAUGACUCUUUUCUCCGAACAGGAUCGAGCGCCGGGAGACAUUCUCCGGAAAGGCAACAAAAUAAAAAUAAAUAAAAAAUAACGUCCAAUC
Molecule: messenger RNA, 2069 nt
Organism: Dermacentor albipictus
Lineage: Eukaryota; Metazoa; Arthropoda; Arachnida; Ixodida; Ixodidae
Product: BTB/POZ domain-containing protein 6-B-like
Biological process (GO): neurogenesis
Cellular component (GO): cytosol
Molecular function (GO): protein binding
Source: RefSeq, a predicted model, not a curated record